CAACAGGAAGACCUGGCAUGCAUCGUCACGAGAGCGGACGACAAGGCUAUAGAUCCCAGUAUCGUGACUGCUGAGAAAUGGCUUCUUCAAAUGGGAGACUGUCCGACAAGAUUGUUCUUAUUACCGCUGCUGCACAAGGAAUCGGCAAAGCUACAGCUAUAGCUUGCGCUAGAGAAGGAGCUCAAGUCAUCGCUACUGAUAUCAAUACUGAAAAGUUAAAAGAACUUGACGUGCAGGAGAGAAUCAAGACGUGCUUUCUCGACGUGACUGACGGAGAAGCGAUCAAAACGUUUGCCGCAGAGAUCGAGAAAGUAGAUGUCCUAUUCAACUGUGCGGGCCUUGUUUUACCUGGAAAUAUUUUAGAGUGUACAGAGAAAGAUUGGGACGUAUCGUUUGAUAUCAAUGUUAAAUCAAUGUAUCGAUUGUCGAAGGAAAUUCUUCCCAAAAUGAUCGAGAAAGGUCAAGGCUCCAUCAUAAACAUGUCUUCCGUUGCUUCCAGUACAAUGGGUGUACCCAAUAGAUUUGCGUACUGCACUACCAAAGCAGCUGUUAUUGGAUUUACUAAAUCAAUAGCUGCUGAUUUUAUAAGCAAGGGGAUUCGAUGCAAUGCUGUGUGUCCUUGUACAAUCUAUACCCCAUCACUUCAAGAGAGAAUCAAUGCCUAUCCCGACCCAGAAAAGGCCCUGGCAAAUUUUAUUGCCAGGCAAAAAAUGGGUCGUCUUGGUACUCCUGAAGAAGUGGCUGAAUUGGUAGUGUUUUUGGCCUCUGAUGACUCCAGGCUUGUUACUGGACAAGCUAUCAAUAUAGAUGGUGGAUGGUUGUUGUCAGGCUAGAAAACAUUGUAAAUUAAAAGGAAGGCUUUAAUUCAUAACAGUCUAAUAAUACUAUUCCGAUUGUUAUUUUAUAAGAAAUAAAAUGAAGUGAUAAAUCUA
Messenger RNA from Exaiptasia diaphana, 932 nucleotides. Its product is annotated as 3-hydroxybutyrate dehydrogenase type 2. Lineage: Eukaryota; Metazoa; Cnidaria; Anthozoa; Actiniaria; Aiptasiidae. Bases 78 to 833 code for a protein of 251 amino acids. The record is from RefSeq and is a predicted model, not a curated record. Gene Ontology annotation, cellular component: cytoplasm. Gene Ontology annotation, molecular function: oxidoreductase activity, acting on the CH-OH group of donors, NAD or NADP as acceptor. The transcript is spliced from 2 exons.